Rotaria sp. Silwood1 is the source of this 318-nucleotide messenger RNA. The record is from the annotation of a GenBank genome assembly. Lineage: Eukaryota; Metazoa; Rotifera; Eurotatoria; Philodinida; Philodinidae.
AUGAAAUUGUCGGAAUUUAUGACAUGUUGGCGAGAAUGUGUACCAACUGAAUUUUCAAUUGAUUUAGAACAAUUAAAAGAAUUUGUGAUUAUUUCUGAAGGUACUAUUUCUUAUAUUGAUAUUGAUAAUCUUAGUGAAAAAGCUAAUGAACGAAUAAAAACAUUAUUUUCACGAAAGAAUACUUGGACAUUAUCUGAAUUAGAACCAUUAUUAUCUUGUUUAACAACAUCAAAUGCUGAAUUCAAUUCAUUAUUAGCAAAGCAUACACGUUGUAUUAUAAAAGAUGGACAAAAAUAUUAUGUACCUAAAUAUAGUUAA